Messenger RNA from Triticum dicoccoides, 3010 nucleotides. RefSeq names its product BTB/POZ domain and ankyrin repeat-containing protein NPR3-like. The transcript is spliced from 4 exons. Gene Ontology annotation, biological process: defense response to bacterium; systemic acquired resistance, salicylic acid mediated signaling pathway; regulation of jasmonic acid mediated signaling pathway. Bases 873 to 2678 code for a protein of 601 amino acids. Gene Ontology annotation, molecular function: protein binding. Gene Ontology annotation, cellular component: nucleus. Lineage: Eukaryota; Viridiplantae; Streptophyta; Magnoliopsida; Poales; Poaceae. The record is from RefSeq and is a predicted model, not a curated record.
UCCGCCGGUACACACUCUGCCGACCUCGGCCACGCUCCCGCAGUGAUUUUCUGGGACUAGAGUAUUCCGGCCUUCCUCCCACACCACGCGACUAUUCUCCCGGCGACGACGUCAUCGCGGUGACGUCCGGUAAGCCGGUCACCGCCCCCGACAGGCCCUCACCUCACCCCCACGCGCACCACUCAAGCAAAUCCCGCACGUCCCGUCGCUAUUCUACGUGUGGUAUCUCGCAGAAGCAGCCAAGAGAGAGAGGAAAGAGGAAGAGGGGGCUAAAAAUAAGCACGGCGCGCGCCGCGGAUAAUCCUUUUCCGGCGAAAUUUCCUUCCCGAUAAGAGCAGCCGCGGGCGGCGCUUCCGCGUUCGGUUCGCCAACACUUCCUCCGUGCAGAUUUCCGGUAGCCGCCGCCGGCCGCCGCUUCCCCUUCUCGCCUAACUUCCAAAACCCGCGGGCGUGCGUGCCGGCCGUCCCGUUCCGGCUUCUUGUGUUCCGGCAAGAAGAAAUCCGCGCUUUCUCCUGUUGGGACUUGGGAGUUGCCGCUUGCUGCUCUGUUCUUGGGUUGGUUUCUUGGGAGAGAUUCACGGUUCCUUCGUGGCAUCUUGUCAUCUUUUUUUGCUUGAUCCGCAUGGUUUUCUUGGGUUCUUGCGGGAGGAUUUGCCCCUUUUUAGAGCCGGAUUCCUCGGCAAGAUCCGCUACUUCCGCAAUCAUUUGAGCUCGUGCGGGAGGCUCUGUUUCUGUUCAAUCGACGGAGCAUGAGACAAAAGAUUCCGUCCUUGGGGCCAAGCAUCAUCAUCAAGUAGACGCGACCGAGCUUCUAGAACCUUCUCGUAGUAGUUCCCCCUCUGCCCCCCUCCCCGUCCACGCUACAUACAUACAUGGAGACGUCGACUGUCACCUACUCCUCCUCCUCCCCGCCCCCUUCCUCGUCGCCGCCGCAGCAGCAGGCCGAGCAGGCCGCCGACCUCGACGCCGUCAGCCUAGGCCGCCUCAGCGCCAACCUCGAGCGCCUCCUCGACCCGGCCUUCCUCAGCUGCGCGGACGCCGACGUGGUCCUCGCGGACGACGCCGCCGCCGUCGUCGGCGUCCACCGCUGCAUCCUCGCCGCCAGGAGCAGCUUCUUCCUCGACCACUUCUCCAACAAGCUCCCCGACCCCGCCGCCGCCGGCGAGAAGGAGAAGGAGAAGGAGAAGGAGAGGCCGCGGCUGGAGCUCGCGGAGCUGGUCCCGGGCGGGCGCCACAUCGGCCGCGACGCCCUCGUCGCCGUCCUCGGGUACCUGUACACCGGCCGCCUCAAGCCGCCGCCGCGGGACUCCGCGGUGUGCGUGGACGAGCGGUGCCCGCACGAGGCCUGCCGCCCGGCGAUAGACUUCGUGGUCGAGUCCACCUACGCCGCCGCCGGCUUCCAGAUCUCCGAGCUCGUCUCGCUCUUCCAGCGCCGGCUGUCCGACUUUGUGAGCAUAGCUCUGGUGGAGGACAUAGUGCCCAUUGUUCAUGUGGCUUCCACCUGCCAGCUCCACGAGCUGCUCAGCCAGUGCAUCCAGCGGGUGGCAGGAUCCAGCGUCGACAGCCGGUACCUCGAGAAGGAGCUGCCAGACGAGGCAUUUGCCAAGGUGAAGGAGUACCGGCGGUACUCGCUGCACGACGAUUCCGACGAGUUCAUCCUGGACCCCGAGCACGCCAAGAAGGUGAGGAACAUCCACAAGGCCCUGGACUGCGACGACGUCGACCUAGUUGGCUUACUAUUACAAGAGUCUGCCAUCACCUUGGACGAUGCAUUAGCCAUACACUAUGCUGCUGCAUAUUGUGAGCCCAAGGUGCUGGCCUUGCUCUUGAAGCUGGACCCUGCCGGGGACUGCGUAAACGUCAACCUGAAGAAUGACAGCGGGUACACGCCGCUGCAUUUGGCGUGCAUGAGGCGGGAGCCGCAGAUCCUUCUCUCGCUUAUCGAGAAGGGCGCGUCCGUGGUGGAGAGGACGCACGACGGGCGCGACGCGCUCACCAUCUGCAAGAGGCUGACAACAGAGAAAGACUGCAACAAGAAGCUGGAGAAAUGCAAGGAGAGGAGCAAGGCUUACCUGUGCAUUGACAUCUUGGAGCAGGAAAUCAAGAGGAAGUCAUUCAUCUUUGAGGAGCUCCUUUCGGCGGAGGUUUCAGUUGCCACACCUUUGCUGGUAGACAAUUUCCACAUGAGGCUCAUAAACUUGGAAAAUAGAGUUGCCUUUGCAAGAAUAUUCUUCCCUUCCGAAGCUAAGCUUGUCAUGCGCAUAGCACAGGCUGACUCAACCGAAGAGUUUGCCGGUCUCACGUCAGCUAAUUUCAAUAAACUGAAGGAGGUUGACCUAAAUGAGACCCCUACAAUGCAGAACAGGAGACUGCGUGAACGCCUCGAUGCCUUGACAAAGACAGUUGAGCUAGGGCGAAAGUACUUCCCGCAUUGUUCGGAUGUUCUCGACAAGUUCCUCAUGGAAGAAUCCACCGAUCUGCACUUCCUCGAAAGCGGCAGUGCCGAGGACCAGUACACCAGGAGGACGCGCUUCUCUGAACUCAAAGAGGAUGUGAGGAAGGCCUUCAGCAAAGACAAGGCCGUCGCAGCCAUAGCCUCGUCGACGUCCUCGUCUUCACCAAGGGGUGAUGGAAAGGUCAGUAGGCAUGGUCACAAGAAGGCGAGGCUGUCGCGGUGAUACGUAUGCUCGAUGCCGCCAUGUCCCGGUAGGCUGACGCCGGAUCCGUCGAGCGGUUUCGGAGAGGUGGGGCGGGGGGGAAGCUAGCAAGGGUUUUGUUGACAGUUUGUAGUGCAGUGGAACCAUGUAUGUAGAUGUAUGUAACCAAGCAAGCACAUCGGUUCUAGCUUGAUUGUUGCUUGGUGCAUUUCUUGUAGUUUGCUGUGGUUUGACAUGUGGCGGGCUUCAGUAGAUGAUUUUCGAUCGCCGGAGGGCCACUCUUCACAGUGAUUCUAUCCAUCUUGCAUGCUCAGGCCUGUUGGCAGUAUCAACUGAUUCUGAAGGUUCAGUCA